Pseudozyma hubeiensis SY62 is the source of this 2334-nucleotide messenger RNA. RefSeq lists its product as hypothetical. Gene Ontology annotation, cellular component: TRAPPIII protein complex. The record is from RefSeq and is a predicted model, not a curated record. Lineage: Eukaryota; Fungi; Basidiomycota; Ustilaginomycetes; Ustilaginales; Ustilaginaceae. The transcript has a single exon. Bases 1 to 2334 code for a protein of 777 amino acids.
AUGCGAGCAUCCGCGCCAUCCCUCGCCAUCUCCGAAAAGCCAUACUACGAACCUCCAUCUGCCUCUUCGAACGAUCUCCUCACCGCUAUCAGCCUCGGCAUCGACGACGCCGACUCGCACGGCCUUCUCUCCAACCGCCUCGCCUCCUCUUCGACGACCCCAGCAGCCCACUUUCCCAUCUCCAACCUCCUCACUUUACCCAACUCCUUCGGCACCCUCUUCCUCGGUGAGACGUUCCGCACCUAUCUAUGCGUCCGCAAUGAAUCCUCCACCGCCGUUCGCGAGCCGAGCUUGCGAGUAGAGAUGCAAGUAGGUGCGUCCGAAGAGGCCGGUAGAUGGCAUCAACUGGCACACGUCAUUCUCCCAACUCCGACUAGAUACUCUCCGAAUCCAGAGGGAGAAGAUGAUCAGGGGACGCCGAGGUGGGAGCUCGACCCUGGCUCGGCGCUUGAAACCUCGCUUGGCUACGACAUCAAAGACCUCGGUCCACACGUCCUCGUCUGCACAGUAGGCUACAAGUCACCGCACACACAACCGGACGGUCAAGUGACUUGGGUGGAGCGAAACUUUCGAAAGUUUUACAAGUUCUCCGUCGACAGAUCGCCCAUCUCUGUGCGAACCAAAGUACAUCAACCGAGGUACGCCAGCUCACUGCAUCAUCCAGAGGGCAAGGUGAGGGACAGGGUGGAGUUGGAAGUGCAAGUUCAGAACGUCGGAGCGAGCGAGGCAGGGCUGGUGUUGAAUGGGUUGACGUUGAAACCCGCACCUGGGUGGGAGUGGGAGAGCGUGGAUCGACCGGAGGGGGAUGAGGGGAUGUGGAUACAGAGCGGGUCGAACGAGAUUUUGGCAGACGGUGAUGUUAGGCAGUACUUGUUCAGGCUGAUGCCGGAAAAGGAGGUGGUGUUGACGGAGGAGGUCUUGAAGGGCGGGAUCGACUUGGGUAUGAGCGCGGAAGGGCUGGUCAUGCGGGGUGAUCCAUUGGGGCAUUUGGAUAUCAGUUGGAGAAUGGCAUUGGGCGAGCCGGGGAGGUUGCAGACGAGCCAGCUUGUGAGACGCCGAGUUGUGUCACCGCCCGUCGUCGUUGAUUCGGGGACAGCGUCUCAGGGAACCUUCAGCCUCAAUCCGCGGCUGAAGACACGAUUGACGCUGCAGCCUCGAACACUCGAGAAGCUACGAGAGGUGAAACCUGGCGAUCUGAUGGAUCUAGAUCUCGAUGUGGCGGUUUGCGAUGUGUCGGGACUGCUGCUCCCACCUCUCCAGAAAGGACCAUCAAAGGAAGCAGUGCAAAAGACGCCAGAGCUUCAGCAACACCAGGAUGAUGAUGACGACGAUACCCCUCUUUCCGAGAUCGCUUCUUCCCCUCGAACUGCCAUCAAACGCAAUCCCAUGGACAGCACCACCUCCUCCACCGUCAACGCAAACCUACCUCCCCCAUCUUCGACUGAGACUGUUGUGAUCCGCCGCACGCUCCACCUUGCACUACAACACUGCUCCAUCGAUCCACCUCCCCCGCCGCGCACCACAUCGCAACCCGACACUUCUUCUAGCUCGACCACCACUGUCGCUGCUUCCGAGCAUCCCUCAACGCCGCGCAAGACACCCGUCCCUAGCCGAACGUCCACUCCGACCCAAAGCAGUAGCGGUGGAGUCUCGGCGCUGAACAAAGCUCGUCUGCAAGCCAACCUCAGCUCGUUGGUUCGCAACAGUUCGCUGUCGUCGUUGCGACCGCGUGCGUCGGUCGACGAGGAGGCAGGGGGGAACAAGAGCUCUAGCACUCCGCCUGCGCUGCCUCCGAAGAGUAGUGAUAUCGCGGGCGAGAACGUUGGGGUGCAGGUCUCGACAGAGAAGGAUCCCGCACCGGAGCGGAAGGUCCUCCCACCACCCCAUAUCUCCAGUACAACCGUCGCCCGCCUCUACAGAGCGUACCUCGAGACCCACAGUCAAGCGCUCAACCGUCCACCCCCCACCACCACCGUCAUCCCCGCAACCUUCCUCCCCAGUCCCACCACCACACCUCUCGGUUCAACCCUUCUCCCCCUCCCACCAGUUACGUUCGACAUCAGCGUCCUCUCCUCCGGAUCUACGCUUUACCGUUCCGAUCAGCGAGAUGGCGGGGAAACGCGUCUGCCUGUGAAACUGCGGUAUGCGAUUGACGAGGUGGAGUCGGACGACGGGGUGGUACGGUUCGGCGCUGUGAGGGUGGUGUUGUUGGCGUACAGCGAUGUGGUGGUGGAUGCGGAUGGGGUGGAAGGGGAAGCGGAUGGGGUGAGGGAGUGUAUGACGGUGAUCGAGGAAGUUCCGGUCAUCGCAGAGGCGGUGAUCUUGGCUCAUUAG